AUUUUGGCAGCGCGAGGAUAUGGGGCAGUUGGACAGAUGAUGUGAUACCAAACUAUUCUGUAUUCGCAAUUUGUGUUUUUGCAAAUUGAUUGCCAAUUUUGCCUGGUUUUUAUAAAAAAAGACAAAAUUAAGUAUAUACUGACUGACUCUAAUUAAAUGAGUUUAUCCUAUAUUCUUGGGUUAUUAAAAAAGUUUACCAAACAUUAUUGUCCUAUUUCUGCAAAAAUAUCCAAUUUCGAAACUAACAAAAGCCGGCUCAUCACAUUUUCGACGUUUUUUGGCCUAAAUUUGCUGCAGAACCUUACAAAAAUGAGUUCCACUGGGGUCGGGGUCGAGGGAGGUUUAGGAAAGAUGAAGUUUAUCGGUAUUGAUUCAUGAAUAAAAUUGCAUGUUUAUGCAGAUAAUUUGACAUUGGAGCUAACCUUACCGACGAUAUGUACUCUGGAAUGUACAACGGGAGCAAAAAACAUGAGCCAGACAUAGAUAAAGUGUUAUCAAGAGCUUGGAAUGUGGGACUGGAAAAGAUUUUCAUAACUGCUGGAAAUCUUUCUGAUGUCAGAAAUUCAUUGAAAUUGGCAAACACUAAUGAUCGUCUCUAUACAACUGUCGGCGUCCAUCCUACACGUUGCUCUGAAUUCGACACGGAAUUUCCAACCCCAUCAGAGUAUAUUCAAAAUCUGAAGCAAGAAUUUGAUUCGAAUAUAGAUAAAAUUGUGGCCUUGGGCGAAUUCGGCCUGGAUUAUGAACGGACGAAAUUUUGUGACGUGGAAACUCAGAAAAAGUACUUCCGUCUCCAACUAGAACAACUCGGUCCUUAUACUAAUCUUCCCUUGUUUCUCCAUUGCCGAGCAGCAGCGACUGAUUUGCAUGAAAUCCUUUCUCAAAAUUUGUCUUCGUUUCCUCGAGGGGGUGUGGUUCACUCGUUUGACGGAAGUGAAGAGGAAAUGAAAAACUUUGUUCAGCUCGGACUGCAUAUUGGCCUUAAUGGAUGUUCUUUGAAAACAGAAGAAAACUGCAAAGUAGUUAAAGAAAUUCCAGUGGAACGCAUACUUUUUGAGACUGAUGCCCCAUGGUGUGGGAUUAGACCAUCUCAUUUCUCUUCAAGCUUUGUCAAAACCAAGUUUCCAGCAGUUAAAAAGAACUAUGAUGAAAAUAUGAUGUACAAGACUAGAAAUGAACCACAUACAAUUUUAAACAUAUUAGAAAUAGUGGCUCAUAUAAAAGGAGACAUGGACCCUGCAGAUUUGGCGAGUAAAGUUUACGAAAAUACACUAAAAUUAUUUUCUUAAAACUUCAUUUUUUGAAAUAAAACAACAUGACUAAUUUUCUAUUGUUAAAAA
Messenger RNA from Folsomia candida, 1340 nucleotides. Its product is annotated as putative deoxyribonuclease TATDN1. Gene Ontology annotation, molecular function: 3'-5'-DNA exonuclease activity. The transcript has 7 exons. The record is from RefSeq and is a predicted model, not a curated record. The coding region runs from base 435 to 1289 and encodes 284 amino acids. NCBI's taxonomy places the organism in Eukaryota, Metazoa, Arthropoda, Collembola, Entomobryomorpha, Isotomidae. Gene Ontology annotation, cellular component: cytosol.